CCCUCCCGCCCUCCGCCCGGAGUGGGGGCGUGGAGCGCGGGAGGGCGGGCUUCUCCGGCAGCCAGCCUCGCAGCACCCCGAGCGCACUGGCCUCCUGAGAAGGGCGCAGAGCGCGCAGCCGGGAGCCCGCAGCCGGCCGUCCUCUGCCCUGGUGCCCUGGGCGGCUGCAGGGUUCCUGGAGAGCGCGUCUAGCCAUGGAGCCUUUGCACAAAGACGCCGAAACGGCGGCGGCGGCUGCGGCUGUGGCAGCGGCAGAUCCCCGGGGGGCAUCGUCGUCCAGCGGGGUGGUCGUGCAGGUUCGGGAGAAGAAGGGGCCCCUGCGCGCCGCCAUCCCCUACAUGCCCUUCCCGGUGGCUGUCAUCUGUCUCUUCCUCAACACUUUCGUGCCGGGAUUGGGUACAUUCGUCUCGGCCUUCACUGUGCUGUGCGGGGCACGCACUGACCUCCCGGACAGGCAUAUGUGCUGCGUCUUCUGGUUGAAUAUUGCCGCGGCCCUCAUUCAGGUUCUCACAGCCAUCGUCAUGGUCGGCUGGAUCAUGAGCAUCUUCUGGGGCAUGGAUAUGGUCAUCCUUGCCAUCUCUCAAGGGUACAAGGAUCAGGGUAUCCCGCAACAGCUGUGAGCCUACAGGACCUGCGGGGGAAGUCCAGGGUCCUGUGAGGGCCACACCAGGUGGCUCCAGGCACAAGGACCUUCACAUAUUCUCUUCUGCCAUUUCUCAGAUUGGGGUAGAAAGAGAGUACUUACAAAAUAUUAUUUAUUUUGGAAAACACACCUGCUUUUCUUAGCAGGCUCCAAGGCUAACUUCUCUCCCUGCUCCAGAGCGCACGGGAGGAACAGGCCCAGAAUGUCAGACUGGGCUAGAGGCGGGAUAGUGAGCUGGUGCAAGGGAUGCUGGGUAUGCCUAUCCAAGUACACACUGAGCAGGCACCCAGACCUGAGGCUGGGCUGCUCUAGGUCCCGUGCAGAUGAUCAGCCGCUCUCUUAGGUGUCAGAACUUCACGGAACACUUCCUCUGCUUCCUCACGCCCUGCUCAACCAUGUGGUUCCCUGUAUUUGCUCUGUGGUCUCCCAGGGGCAGUAUCAGGGUGGGGGUUGCCAAGUGUGAAAAGGCCAGGUGAUAGCCCAGUGUCCUUGGGUCCCCCCAGGAGUCUGAUGGUACCCCAGCGUUCAAGUCGCUGGGUGUGCGUGUGACUUUGUGACUUGACUUGGGGUGGGGAGGUGGCACCCACUCCACCUCUGGGAUGUAACUGCUAGUAUCCAGAUGUUUAUAUACAAAAUGAUCAGACUGAGUUAUGAAUGGCUGCCGAUCAGCAGCCUUCUUGGAUGUAUUUACUACGGUCUUUGGUCCUCUCUCCUUUUCCCCCCUGACACUCACAUGUUUCGGAAUCCAGAUGUUUGGUUUUGAGGAAGGUGAUGGUCUCCAUUCAUUACUGUUUCCUGACAGCCCAGUGGAGUCUGGACUUCCCACCCACCGCCAAACGCGUGGAUAUCACUAGAGAACCCUGUGAAUAGUCAGAUGCAUUGGGACUCAUGAAAUGUAAAUAGCCUUGCCCAAGCGAGUCCUGGGGGCCAUCGGAGACGGGACUGCAUUUGAACCGUGACCUGCAGAGUGACAUCAUGAGGUUGGAGACUUUGACCCGAAAUUCACGAGUGCUGCAAGAAGAUGCAUCAUGAGGCUGAAGUUGUCAGCGUGGCUUGUGCCCCUUUAAGCAGCAAACCUGGGACCGAUCAGUACAGAGCCGAAUCCUUACUAGGCAGAGAAAGCAUCAGAAAAUGGGAAGGGACCAUCUGAAAUUAAGAGAAAGGCCGAUCCAAACUGACGGUGGU
This is a messenger RNA of Mastomys coucha (southern multimammate mouse), 1828 nucleotides long. RefSeq names its product stum, mechanosensory transduction mediator homolog (gene Stum). The transcript has 4 exons. Lineage: Eukaryota; Metazoa; Chordata; Mammalia; Rodentia; Muridae. Bases 195 to 620 code for a protein of 141 amino acids. The record is from RefSeq and is a predicted model, not a curated record.